UAUUAUUAACUUCGUUGGCCUUUUAAAUGAUCAAUAGUGCCUCUACACAUUUUAGCUCAAUACUUCUGUAAUGAACUUCUAUUUUCUUUGUUAGCAGCACCAUGUCGCUGGUUCCUCCGGGAGGCGCGGACUCGCCCAGUCCACGGCGUGCAGUCAGCCCACUGUUGGAGAUGCGCCGGCCGCACUGCACGCUGGCUUGUGACUACUGUGCCGCCGUGCUUGAAGAUAAAUUCAGACGUAAUGCAGAGAUGCGCAACCGAGGCACGUCGCCGCUGUCGGCCUCUCCGCGUCAGUCACUCACCGGCGAACCUCCCUGGACGCUGCCAGAUGAUGACCGGCCUGACUUCUCAGCACUCAAGGAAAAUAUACAGAGGAUCAACAAGGACUGUGAGACUUCAACGCGUUUGGAUAUGUUGCUGACACAAGUCGAGCAGUAUGCCAAUAACUUGGAGGCGCUGGUGGAGGAGAGGACCUCGGACUAUCUGGAGGAGAAGAGGAAAUGCGAGGAGCUGCUGUAUCAGCUGCUGCCUAAGUCCGUAGCCUCCCAGCUGAUAAUGGGCCAGCCGGUUAUGGCGGAGACUUACGACCAGGUGACAAUCUACUUCAGUGACAUUAUCGGCUUCACGCAACUGUCUGCGGAGUCCACGCCCCUCGAGGUCGUUGACCUGCUCAACGAUCUCUACACCAGUUUUGACUCUAUUAUUGAAAAUUUUGACGUUUAUAAGGUGGAGACCAUAGGUGACGCGUACAUGGUGGUGUCAGGCCUCCCGAUGCGGAACGGCAACAGGCACGCCGCGGAGAUCGCGCGCAUGUCUCUCGCACUGCUCAACGCUGUGCGCGUGAAGACCGUGCCGCACCGGCCUGGAGAACGACUGCUGCUCCGGAUUGGGAUGCACUCAGGACCCUGUGUGGCGGGCGUUGUCGGCCUGAAAAUGCCACGAUACUGCCUCUUCGGCGACACAGUGAACACAGCCUCCAGGAUGGAGUCCCAUGGAGAAGCCCUCAAGAUACACGUCAGCCCGAAGACCAAGGAGGUCUUGGACCUAUACGACUGCUUUGAUCUGGAGUGUCGAGGAGAAAUAACUAUGAAGGGAAAAGGUAAGAUGACUACAUACUGGUUGCUGGGAGAAAAGAAGAACGAAAAUCAAGAAUACUACUAUAACCAGACAAAUCAUGUCCAAGCGACCUUAGUGAACAACCCGAGCAUCACCUUCCAAGGGCCCGAUAGCCCUGCAUCCCACUCGCUCACACAAAGCCACAGUCCAGAACAGAAUAUACCAGAUACCAAAGAAAACAACAAACCACUUGAGAUACAGAGCGAGAGAGACCGCAUCAAACAUGAAAUAGCAACAUUUGUCGCUAAAGACCUAAUCAACAAUAUAGACAACGCUGUCAGAGAAUUCAGAAAAUCUCAAAGUGCUGUUUUUAUGACGACAGCAAAUAACAAAACUCUGUGCAAUGGAAACGAAAAAGGCCUAAUUACACCAACGUAUGAUAAAGAACUGGUGAUUAGCAAGGGCAAGGUACGUGAUGUGGUAAACAGGUUCAAUAGCUGCGUCAUCACUAAUGAGAAUCUAAACAAGUGCACGAAAAUGAAAAUGAAAAAUGAAGACUGAAUGGUGAACAAAGCUUGUCUUUCCCGGCCCGGUCUAAACAGAUUUUAAAGGAGUUCUUUAGAAAUGUUUAUAGAUAUUUAAACGAAGUUAUAGGACUAUUCUGUGCCAAGCACAUAGAUAUUUUCUUUUUAUAGUCUAGUCAUUACUGUUAUAUGAGAUUAUUAGUACAUCCUUAAGAAAUUAUGUGUUAGCUAGUGGGUGACCAAAUACCCUCCGAAUUUUAGAUAAACUAAGUACUUAAUAAUAGAUGAUUUUAAUGUACUAGAAAAUUUACAUACGUGUAAUAAUUUUAAGAUGAAAUUCGCCGGAGCGAUUUCAAGAAAGAUGUAGUGAGAAAUUUAUGUGUGAAUACUAUGAAACUAUUGUAUUAUACACUUGGACCCUGUAGUGUUUUUACUGACCUUUUAUACUUCCGUAUCUUUCUAGUCCAUUGUAUACUCGUCGAUGUAAGAGACAUUUGUAAAAUUCAUCACUUUCUUAUUACGCUGUUUUCGGCCUAGACUCGCAAAAGAGACCUACGGAACUUCAGUUUGAAGGCUUGAUAUUACGUAGUAGCCUUCAUAAAUUUAAAUGACAGCUAUGGACAGGGUUUUGAUAGGGCGAGGACGGCGUGCGGACGAGACGCAGACGGGGCGCAGGCGAGACGUUAACCUGCCGCGGUAGGGACUCUUCCUCGCCUCUGACUUCUUAGUACAUUUUCCAUUCUGUCUCCGCCUUAAGUCUCUUUUGUGUCUCGUGCCCUAUAACGGCAUUUCGUCAACCAUUUAGUGGACCUGAGGCUGUAAGUCACAAUGUUUUACGCUUAAUAUUAAUUGCUACGUAACGUAACUCUCUAAUUUUACGAAUAUUUGUAGAGUUAAGUGAUGGUUAAGUGU
Messenger RNA from Trichoplusia ni (cabbage looper), 2491 nucleotides. Its product is annotated as atrial natriuretic peptide receptor 2-like. The coding region runs from base 102 to 1616 and encodes 504 amino acids. The transcript has 7 exons. The record is from RefSeq and is a predicted model, not a curated record. NCBI's taxonomy places the organism in Eukaryota, Metazoa, Arthropoda, Insecta, Lepidoptera, Noctuidae. Gene Ontology annotation, molecular function: guanylate cyclase activity; peptide receptor activity. Gene Ontology annotation, biological process: cGMP biosynthetic process; intracellular signal transduction; receptor guanylyl cyclase signaling pathway.